This is a messenger RNA of Cylas formicarius (sweet potato weevil), 1762 nucleotides long. RefSeq names its product somatostatin receptor type 2-like (gene AstC-R2). The record is from RefSeq and is a predicted model, not a curated record. Gene Ontology annotation, biological process: G protein-coupled receptor signaling pathway. Lineage: Eukaryota; Metazoa; Arthropoda; Insecta; Coleoptera; Brentidae. Bases 363 to 1622 code for a protein of 419 amino acids. Gene Ontology annotation, molecular function: somatostatin receptor activity; peptide binding. The transcript has 5 exons. Gene Ontology annotation, cellular component: neuron projection; membrane.
AUUAAUUCGCUAACCGUGCCUGACGAAUUCAGUCUCGCAACUAGUUAAAUCCCUAAUCGAAUAGUGGCGUAUUUGUACCAGAAAUUUUUCACAUUUAUCGAAUUACCUCGCCACGCGGUAGACUUUAAACUCACUUUGCGAUAUUUAUGCAGCGAACCCUUUUACCGAGCUGAUUCGGUUAAAACUUGGACCCGGAUGCCGUCGCCAUUUUCGAACGAAAUAUCGAAUAACGCAGAAAAUUCCUCUCGAACAGUGAAAACUUUAUGUUAAUACCACUAUCGGUCGAAGAUGGCCUGGUAGAGUAUUAUGUGCGACGGUGAACACAAAAAACAUGUAUGUGAAGUAGUCCACCGUCAACCGUCAUGGACCCCAACGCCACAGCCAAUUCGACCGACAUGGAAAACGUCCGGACUAUAUUCCCGGUCGUCGUCCAAAUCAUCCAGACGAUCCUGUUCACGGUCGUGUGCCUCGUCGGCCUCAUAGGCAACACGCUGGUGAUCUACGUGGUGAUACGGUUUUCGAAAAUGCAAACCGUCACCAACAUGUACAUCGUGAACCUGGCCAUCGCUGACGAGUUCUUUCUCGUCGGUAUCCCGUUCCUGAUAGCGACGUUGCUGAACGGACACUGGAUAUUCGGCUACUGGGCGUGCAAGGCGUACAUGAUCACCACCAGUAUCAAUCAGUUUACCAGCUCGAUUUUGUUGUGCAUCAUGAGCGCCGACAGAUAUAUCGCCGUGUGCCACCCCAUAUCGUCUCCGAAGUGGCGCACCCCGUUCAUAUCAAAAAUAGUGUCGCUCCUCGCGUGGUGCUGCAGCAUCCUCCUCAUCAUCCCGAUCAUCGAGCACGCGAAAGAGAUAUCGGAUGGCGAGAGGAGCUCCUGCGUCAUCUGGUGGGACAACUCCGACGACGAGAACUUCACCCAGAACUCGACCGCGAUCGACCAAGAGAUCGACUCGUCGCAGGCGACCGUGUUCACCCUGUACACGUUCGUGUUUAGCUUCGCGAUCCCGCUCGCGCUCAUCCUCUUCUUCUACUGCGAGGUGAUCAAGAAAUUGAAGACCGUCGGCCCAAAGAACAAGUCGAAGGAGAAGAAAAAAUCGCACCGAAAAGUGACAAACCUCGUUCUGACAGUCGUCACCGUCUACGUCAUCUGUUGGCUGCCUUACUGGAUAUCGCAGCUGGCGCUGAGCAACUCGACCAUGAGCACCUUCAACAUAACCUUACAUUUGCUGGUCUCGUGCCUGAGCUACUCGAACUCGGCGGUGAACCCGAUCCUCUACGCGUUCCUCAGCGAUAACUUCAAGAAGAGUUUUCUGAAGGCGUGCACGUGCGCCGCCAACAAGGACGUGAACGCGACGCUGCACCUGGAGAACAGCGUAUUCCCGAAAAAGGCGAAACAGCAGGCCGAAAAGAGCAGGACCGCGCGAAACACGUCACUGUGUCCGACGCAGGACGACGACUACGACGCCGGACCACUGGUCAAGACGGACGCGUCCACGUCCGCCAUCACGAUGACCAGCAGGACGAACAUAACCUCAUUCGGAGACAGCAGGGAUAACGUGUCACGUGGAGGAGCCAGGAACGGAACGGCGGGCUCGCAAUCCCAACCGACCAGCUUGUAAAAUGGCGACGACGCGCACGCGAUUGACGUUUCGAUAUAUAGAUGUAGUUCUACGUCAUUUGUUUUUAUUUGUAUAUAAAAGUGGACUUCAGAAUGGAAGCCGGUGUCGACGUGUGUGUUUAACCGAUAAUAAAGUGGUUA